Molecule: messenger RNA, 1513 nt
Organism: Onthophagus taurus
Lineage: Eukaryota; Metazoa; Arthropoda; Insecta; Coleoptera; Scarabaeidae
Gene: Rcd5
Product: microspherule protein Rcd5
Biological process (GO): positive regulation of transcription by RNA polymerase II
Cellular component (GO): MLL1 complex; NSL complex; Ino80 complex
Molecular function (GO): protein binding; G-quadruplex RNA binding
Source: RefSeq, a predicted model, not a curated record
UAUAAUAAAAUUAGAAGAGCAAGGUCAGUAUUGUUUUCGAUGAAUUCCACUUUAGAUUCAUCAGAUUAUCUUCAACCUGAUAAACAAGAAGUUUAUUCACCACAAAUGCCAUCCUACCACGAUAUUUCAGACGUUACAAAACGUAGAAGCUCAAAUCGUUCGAUUAAACGUAAGAAAUUCGAUGAUGAACUUGUGGAAUACAGCCUUGGGCUCCCCUCUCAAGUUGCUGCUGUUAAGACACCUCGUUCAAGAACUCAGCCUUCUCACACAGCUGAAACACCAUUACCAGCACCUACAACGCCUCAAGUUCCGGUACCUAGCACCUCAACUCAAGUUGAAAUAAAACGUCGUCCUCCAUCUAAAUCUUUUAGCAGUAAACGUAAUAGAAAAGGUCGCCAACAAAAUCAAGUUGCUACUAAAGAUUUGGGGCGGUGGAAACCAACAGAUGAUUUGGCGUUAAUUAUUGGAAUUCAGCAAACUAAUGACUUGAAAAUGGUUCAUUUGGGGACGAAAUUUUCGUGUCGUUUUACUGUACAAGAACUUCAACAGCGAUGGUAUGCUUUAUUGUACGAUCAUGCUGUUUCUCGUGUUGCUGUGGCUGCUAUGAGGAAUUUACACCCUGAUAUGGUAGCUGCUAUACAAGAGAGAGCUCUUUGGAGUACUCAGGAAGAGCAAUUGCUCGGUUCAAUCAAAUCAGUUAGUUCAGACAAGUUUCAGGCAAAUCCGGAUAUUUCAGUUUUUGUAAAUCUCUUGGCUGAGCAUCCAGACGUUUUUCAUUCAGCUAGAACCCCGAUCGCCCUUCAAAGACACUGGGGAAGCAUGCGUCUCUAUCAUUUACUUCCCGAUCAAAAUUUAAUUGCUUUGCCUUCUGCUACAAAGCCUUGUUUAGCAUUUAGCGACGCUGAAGAUAUGAUUCAAGAUCAGGAAUUAAGCGAACCCCCAGACGAAGCUUUAGAUAGGGAAAUGCGUCUACAACAAAGACGUAGUAUUAAAGAAAUUCGUCAGUUGGAGAAUGAAAUUGGUCGUUGGAACGUUUUGGUUGAUAGUGUCACGGGGGUUUGUCCUGGAGAAAUGGAUGGUAAAACUUUGGCGGUUUUAAGGGGGCGAAUGGUUCGAUAUUUAAUGCGUAGCCGUGAAAUUACUAUUGGAAGAUCCGCGAAGGGGCAUAAUGUUGAUAUCGAUUUAUUUUUGGAAGGGGCUGCUCAUAAAGUUAGUAGAAGACAAGGAACUUUACGGUUGAGAAAUACCGGCGAGUUUUAUUUAUCAUCCGAAGGAAGGAGGCCGAUUUUCGUUGAUGGUCGUCCGAUUACAACUGGAAAUAAAGUUCGACUUUACGAUAAUUCGGUUAUUGAAAUAGCUACACUUAGAUUUAUUUUUUGUAUUAAUCAAGAUUUGAUAAGAGUGAUUCAUAAUGAGUCUGUUAGGUUAAAUAUUCCUCCAUAAAUCUACUUAAGGGGGGAAUCUUUUUUUCUAUUAAAUAAAGUAAUAUCUUUCAGAAUUUUUAGCUCCCAAA